AUGUGUGUCCAAAUUCAAGUGGUGAGACCCUUCAGGACUAAUUUUUCAGUAAACUUAGUAACAAAUGAAAAACACAAUAAGGAUAAAAAUAAGGAUUCAGUCAGUAGCUCUUCCAGUUCCUCAUCUUCAGAUAGUGAUGACCAGACUGAUGACGAUUCUGACUGUGAUGAAGGUCCAGACUAUGCAAUACUAGCCCUAUCGGGUCACAUUCUUCUAGCCCAAUCAAAAUUGAACGAAGCCCAAAACGAAUAUUUCCGAGUCAUCGAAGCCUACAAUAGACCGCAAAAUAUCCACUUGGUGUACAUAAAUUGCGCUGAAAUUUUAUCCAAAUUAGGCAACAUUAAAAAAGCCAUAAAAUUAAUUUUGAUUGCAUGCAAAAUUCACGAAACUCCUCAUCUAUGGUUCAGUGCGGGUAAAUUGUAUUAUCAUCAAAACGAUCUACUGAACGCCGAAGAGUGCUUGAAUAGGGCUAAUUUGAAAGAUAACAGACAUGCGGAAGUAUGGGGUUACUUGACUUUGUUGAACUUGAAGCUGAGUAAGAUUCAUGAAGCUAUGAGUUGUUAUCAGCAAGCGGUUAAAAGUGGAUUAGAGGAUGGCGAAUUGAAUCAAUCGAUUGUGCAGGCAUUCAAAAAAGCAUAA
Molecule: messenger RNA, 639 nt
Organism: Ceutorhynchus assimilis (cabbage seed weevil)
Lineage: Eukaryota; Metazoa; Arthropoda; Insecta; Coleoptera; Curculionidae
Source: the annotation of a GenBank genome assembly